Molecule: messenger RNA, 1191 nt
Organism: Lacerta agilis (Sand lizard)
Lineage: Eukaryota; Metazoa; Chordata; Lepidosauria; Squamata; Lacertidae
Product: C-factor-like
Exons: 6
Coding region: 75-848 (257 amino acids)
Source: RefSeq, a predicted model, not a curated record
UGGAAAGAAAUCUUGGGGCAAAACACAGAGGAGCUGCAGAAAGGAGUACCGGUAAGAGCUUCUGUGAGAACAGGAUGGCAUCAGGUCACAUUCGCAGUGUCUUGGUGACAGGAUCCAACCGAGGCAUCGGGCUGCAGCUGGUGAAAUGUUUCCUUGAGAAACCAAACCCUCCCCAAGUCGUGUUCGCAACCUGCCGGGAUCCAGAAGGGGCCAGAGCACAGGAGCUGAGGCACCUGGCAUCCAAGCACCCCAAUCUGGCAAUUUUGCAGCUUGAAACCACCGAUGAGGCAAGUGUCAAGGCAGCUGCCAAGAAGGUCGAGGCCCGUCUGGGAGGCUCUGGGCUGAACGUGGUGAUCAACAAUGCUGGGGUCAUGCCACCCUGUACUUUGGAGUCAGCCACUGCUAAAGACAUGCUGGACGUCUACAACAUCAACCUUGUGGGCCCAAUGUUAGUGACCAAGGAAUUAUUGCCGUUGCUGAAGAAGGCUGCCCACGGAUCCAAUCAGAAAGGCAUGAGUUGUGGGAAAGCAGCCAUCAUCAACAUGUCCACCAUUCUAGGAUCCAUUGAGAAAACACCAGAGCAUUAUGUCUCUUUCCCAGUCGUCUCCUAUCGCUGCAGCAAGGCUGCUUUGAACAUGCUCACCAAGUGCCAAUCAAUGGGCUACAAAGAUGAUGGGAUCCUGUGCACUGCUGUUCAUCCUGGCUGGGUGAAAACAGAGCUGGGAAGUGAGCAGGCUGACCUGACUGUCGAAGAAAGUGUGAGUGGCAUUAUGAAAGUACUUUGCAACCUCUCUGAAAAGCAACAUGGGGUUCUGGUGACUUGGGAAGGGAAUGUUUUGCCAUGGUGAGAGCCUCAGAAGGAACCAAAGGAAAGGCCAAGGCAUGAUGAGGAUGGAGCAGUCUGAGGCUUUAUAUAGCUUGUAUCAUGAGUCUUUUGAAUAAAAAUUGAAGUGGCACCUCCUGGGUCUCUUGUCUUCUGUCCCAAAAUGUGACAUGUAAAGAAAUGGGAUUCCAUUCCCAGUCCUAUCUCCACUCACCAGCCCUGGGUUACUGGCACUCCUCCCUCAAUGAAACACGCACCCAUUUAUAUCCUACUAGCUCUCCCUCACAGAAGCCGUUUUAUAAUUAAGGCAAAACAGAGCAUUGGUGAACCCAACCUCAAAAGGCUGCUGGCAGUUUUGCCUUCAUUAG